UGGUGUAUGUGAUCCAGGAAAUAGAAGAAUCCCGAGGAACCAUUUUAAACAGUGCGAGGAGUUUCAAUGGCGUGAACGACAUCAAGAGCCGAGCGCUUCCGAUGGAUACGGGUUUAUAAAGUUUCAGGAGCUGUUUAUUGCCAUUCAAGACCCACACAGUGGGUCCUACAGAGCUUGAAGACUUCCUUCGAUUAGAAGACAGAAAAAUGAUGUCCCUGGACAAUUUUCAAAAGACAGUCCUGAACCCAAGUAUUCCGUAUGCUGGGACUAUAAUUGGGGGUCUUUUGCCUGGAGAGCUUGUGGUCAUACGUGGGUCCGUCCCAGAAAGUGCAGAAAGGUUCCAGAUAGACUUCCAGUGUGGCAAUAGCACAAAACCUCGGGCUGAUGUAGCCUUUCAUUUCAACCCCCGCUUCAAAAAAUCUGGUUGCAUCGUUUGCAAUACCCUACAAAAUGAAAGAUGGGGCUGGGAAGAGAUAACUCACGCAAUGCCUUUUGGAAAAGGAAAGCCAUUUGAGAUUGUUUUUAUGGUUCUGCAUGAUAAAUUCCAGGUAUCUGUAAAUGGAAAGCACUUGUUGAUCUACAAGCAUAGGCUUAACCUUGAAAAAAUAGAUACAAUUGGAAUAUAUGGAAAUGUGCAAGUCAAUAUGAUAGGAUUUGUGUCAAAUGCGUCUUUGCAAGGCUCUCAGCCAUCCUUGCUAGGGGCAACAAAGACAAACGCAGGAAAUCAGGAAGAAGUCCCUGAUGUGUCACAGUUUGUAGUUCCUUACAUUGCAAGACUUCAUUCUCCUCUUGAGCCUGGGCGAACAAUUGUCGUAAAAGGAGAAAUUAAUGAAAAAGCAAAUGGCUUUGCCAUUAACCUUAAAGCCAGUGACUCAGAUGACAUUGCUCUGCAUCUGAAUCCCCGAAUAAGAGAUAAAGCUUUUGUGAGAAAUUCCUACCUGGACAGCAGCUGGGGAGAAGAAGAAAAGCAGAUCCCUCAUUUUCCUUUUGCUCCAGGAAUGUAUUUUGAGUUGAUAAUACUCUGCAAGGCCCAUCAGUACAACAUUGCGAUCAACGGUGUGCAUGCCAUAGAGUACAAACACCGGUUCAAACAACUUGGAAAGAUCAGCAUCCUGGAAAUCCGUGGGGACCUUCGACUGCUGGAUGUGAGGAGCUGGUAACCGUGAUGCAGUACUUGUGUGUUACUUUCAAAGUGAUUUUAAAAAGGUCUCCUUGAAUCCCUUCCUCUAAUCUUGAGGACACUGAGCAGCAUUAAACUUGAUCCAUCAACCGCAGCAAAAAAUGCAUAUAUACUGGAUGCAGAUUGCUUACAAAAACCUUUCUGUAUUUGUCCAUGGAAAUCAACUGACAUAAUAUCUAAAAACUAACCAUAGCUUGCAGAAUAAACAUACUGUUGAUUCACAGUGUAAUGUUAA
Messenger RNA from Podarcis raffonei (Aeolian wall lizard), 1415 nucleotides. It is a transcript of the gene LGALS8, whose product is annotated as galectin 8. The coding region runs from base 207 to 1160 and encodes 317 amino acids. Gene Ontology annotation, molecular function: carbohydrate binding. The transcript has 10 exons. Lineage: Eukaryota; Metazoa; Chordata; Lepidosauria; Squamata; Lacertidae. The record is from RefSeq and is a predicted model, not a curated record.